Messenger RNA from Mitosporidium daphniae, 810 nucleotides. RefSeq lists its product as uncharacterized. Lineage: Eukaryota; Fungi; Microsporidia. The record is from RefSeq and is a predicted model, not a curated record. The transcript has 3 exons. The coding region runs from base 1 to 810 and encodes 269 amino acids.
AUGGAGCAAGCAGCGUCACAAGCCACAGCCCAACUGCAACAAAAGCAGCGAACAUUUAUCCACAGAACACAGCAGGUGGUAACCUACUUUCAGGAGAGGGCCCAGAAGCUGGGCGAGGUCAUUCGCGUCUACGUAAACCGAUAUCCACCACUUGCUGCUUUUAUCUUUACCCUUCUUGCCUUUUCGGCACUUCCGAUCUCCAUAUUCGUUCUGUUUGCUGCAGUGACCGUCGCAGCAACGCUUUCCGUGGCACUUGUUGGCUUUGCAAUUGUCGAAGGUGCCAUGUUGUUUACAGGUGCCGGAGUUCUGCUCGUCAUCUUGGGCGGCGUUACACUGAUAACCGGGGUUGUCUUCAGCUGGCUCUUCGGAAUAUACCUCUCGUACCGCGGUAUUACCAUGCUGUAUUGCAACCUUUCUGGCGGUGCCUGGUCGCUCACAGAGUCAGUAAGGGGGCUGGCAGAGAAAGGAAAGCAAGCGGCCUCCAGCGCUGCACAAUCGACGGGCACACAGCCCCGUAUUUUGACAUAUUUAUCAAUGGAAAUGGCGCGACAAGCUUUGUCCAGGCGAGCUUGGCUUUUCACACAUGCGAUGGACGUUGAGAAAACACAAGCUUUUCCCGAAAAACCAUUUGGACAGUUUUCUAGGUUAAAACAAUAUUCCUACUUUGAUAAGAAGCAAUGGCUUUUCAAGCUUGACUCGCUUGCCCUCCAACAGUUGGUGGCCGAGGCGGAGCUGCGGAGUAUCGCCCACAGAUAUCAUGACGAGAUCCUUCCCGCAGUCGAUGUGCCCCUCCCCUAUGCUGUGCUCUAA